Messenger RNA from Eutrema salsugineum, 1980 nucleotides. RefSeq lists its product as uncharacterized. The record is from RefSeq and is a predicted model, not a curated record. The transcript is spliced from 11 exons. Bases 139 to 1725 code for a protein of 528 amino acids. NCBI's taxonomy places the organism in Eukaryota, Viridiplantae, Streptophyta, Magnoliopsida, Brassicales, Brassicaceae.
CCAGGUUAAAGGCUCAUGUGGCCCAUCCCCUUAUCGCUCCAACCUCCGCUUGCCGGGACAAACGAAACUCUGCUCUGAGCUUUUGCCAUAGAAAUCAGAUACCAACAGCUCAAAGAUCUACAGAGACGGCGCGUGAUAAUGUCGUCUGGCAUGAAAAUCAUAGAAGAGCAGCAGAAACCGAUUGAGAAGCUGCAGAUUUAUCCAACAUCUAAUUCUGGUGUUUCCCCUUUUUGGCGAGAGAAGUAUGAAAGAGAUGCUAAAAAGUAUUGGGAUAUAUUUUAUAAGCAUCAUGGAGACAGAUUUUUCAAAGACCGGCACUAUUUGGACAAGGAAUGGAAUAGCUAUUUUUCCGCUAGUGGAAAAAAGGUCAUUCUUGAGGUUGGCUGUGGAGCUGGAAACACCAUCUUUCCGUUGAUUGCCACAUAUCCACACAUUUUCGUUUAUGCGUGUGAUUUUUCACCACGCGCCAUUGACUUGGUCAAGAUAUUUGUUUUAUCUGCUGUAUCUCCGGAGAAGAUGCCCUUAGUAUUGGAGAACAUUAGGAAAGUACUGAAGCCAAAUGGGUGUAUACUUUUCCGAGACUAUGCUGUCGGUGAUCUUGCUCAGGAAAGGUUUUCUGGGAAGGAUCAGAAGAUCAGCGAGAACUUUUAUGUCAGAGGUGAUGGCACUCGUGCAUUCUACUUUUCAAAUGAAUUCCUAGAAUUUUUGCUUUCUGAACAAGGUUUUGAAGUUGAGGAGCUUGGUGUUUGCUGCAAACAAGUUGAGAAUCGUUCACGCGAACUGGUCAUGAAUCGUCGCUGGGUCCAAGCUACAUUUCGUCGAUCAAGCGGCAACAAAAUACCUUGUGAUCGGAUGAAUCCUGUGAAACUAGACCGAUCUGAAGAACAGAAUAACGUUAAGCCUAAAUCUGAGGAGCAAGAAAGAAAAGAGAUUGUCGAUAAUACUGAAAUUGACAUAUCCGAUGGUCUGGCUAUAGAAAUGUUCGGAGCCUCCCCAUCAAGUCAUGAGAUAAGUGUGGUUAAGCUUAGGGAUUCUGCUUACAAAAUCAAACUUUUGUCCAAAGAGUAUCAACAUACAUGCAAAUCUACGGGAUUGAUGCUCUGGGAGUCUGCUCGGCUUAUGGCUUCUGUUAUUGACAGGAACCAAAACAUUGUUUCUGGAAAACGGGUGUUGGAAUUGGGUUGUGGCUGCACUGGAAUUUGCUCGAUGGUAGCUGCCAGAUCAGCUAACCUUGUGGUAGCUACCGAUGCAGACACAAAGGCACUCACUCUAUUAACAGAGAACAUCACAAUGAAUCUCGAAUCUUCUUUACAUGGAAAACUGAAAACAGGUGUACUUGAAUGGGGUAACAAAGAGCAUAUAGAAGGCAUUACAGGUUUGGCUUGUGGAGGAUUUGAAGUUAUCAUUGGGACAGAUGUUACCUAUGUACCUGAAGCCAUUAUACCUUUGUUUCAAACCGCAAAAGAGUUGAUCUUGCGGGGUAGGGGAGACUCAGAGGUUCAAGAAAAGCCGGCAUUGAUUCUAUGCCAUGUUUUCAGAAGGGUUGAUGAACCUUCUCUCUUGUCAGCUGCAUCUAUGUUUGGAUUUAAGCUUGCAGACAGAUGGGCUGUGAAUUCCAGAGAAUCUCCUAUUGGGAACAUCGUUGACCAUUGGUUUUCCGAAAAGGAUAUGGUCGCGGAAAUCCCUAGUUCGGCUUUGCAUAUUCUUUACUUUCAGAUGGAGUAACUUAGGGGAUGGAGGAGCAAAUGUGGAUUAGAUGGUAACUUUUGUGAUUAUAUUUGAAUCCUCAAUCAAUGAAUGUUCUACAUGUUUGAUUAAUCAGUGGAUUGGGUUUGGGUAUCUUUCUUCCAAUCUUGUAAGCAUAUGGUGUAUUUUAGCACUGCAUGUUUUUUUCGGUUUUUUCAGGCGAUCUAAGUGAUCGUAGUCAUUUGAACAUAAAGAAAAUCAACCCAGAAAGAAAAACUUCUUGCGCCCUUUUAA